This is a messenger RNA of Daphnia pulex (common water flea), 1733 nucleotides long. Its product is annotated as WASH complex subunit 1-like. Gene Ontology annotation, cellular component: WASH complex; recycling endosome; early endosome. The transcript is spliced from 4 exons. Gene Ontology annotation, biological process: Arp2/3 complex-mediated actin nucleation; endocytic recycling; retrograde transport, endosome to Golgi. Gene Ontology annotation, molecular function: alpha-tubulin binding; gamma-tubulin binding; actin binding. Bases 276 to 1628 code for a protein of 450 amino acids. NCBI's taxonomy places the organism in Eukaryota, Metazoa, Arthropoda, Branchiopoda, Diplostraca, Daphniidae. The record is from RefSeq and is a predicted model, not a curated record.
GUUUCGAUUACGGUGGCCGCACCGCCGCAGUCUCGAUAACAAAUUAUUUAUCAUGUGAAUAUCGCAAUUAAAUUGUGAAGCGAAACCAAUAGUUUGGCAUCACAGGAUUUUGAGAGGCGGAUUAUUAUUUCGUCUGCUAUCGAUCAAUAGUAGUAAUUUGUCAACAAUAAUGUGACUCAUGUGAGUGAUGUGAGUAAUCUCCCGAUAUUACAAAUUAAAUAAUUAAAUAACAUGACUUUUAAUUCAAACCAUUAAUAGGCGAACAUUAUAUUAAAAUGGCGGUUUACGAAAUACCUUUGGUGUCGUCCAAUUUGCGUCCAAAUGAAAUGAUCACUCAGAUGGCAGAUACGUUAGAGUUUCUGGAUCAAGUGUCUAGUGAUAUUUUUGCCAGGGUUACACAACAAAUUCAGGAAAGCCGAACGAGAAUCAGCAACAUUCACAAGAGAGUUGAAGUUGCACAGUCCAAGAUUGAUGGACUCAAGGGCAGCCGCAAGGCCACCAAGAUAUUUUCAAGUUCAAGAUUUCCUGGGAAUUUGCAGGCCAACAGCAAAAGCAUUUUCCAUAAAACUAGCGUGAAAUUCAGCAGAACUAAAAUAGACUUUGAUGGUUCAGAAUCGAUUGUGGAUGGAGACAUGGUUUUCUAUCCCACACAUCAACAAAAUGGAACAAGACGUCAAACACCUGCUCCUCCGAGUUCUGUAUCAGAACUUUUGAUUUUCAACACAGAAGAUCUGGCCUUCCAGAGACAGUCAAAUUCAGAUAAAUCUUCUAAAUCAACUCUGCGUCGUAAACACGAUUCCGAAAUCUCUACCGACACUUCAAUCGGAGAAGCCCCAUGGUCCAUCAGUAGUCAAAGAGAUCAACUUGAACGAAGCAAUCCUCUCAAUUUUUCCUACAUGCCCGGACUGGGAGACGUUCCGGAAUUGGAUCUUCCUUUGGCCCUUCCAGACUUGCCAGGCGUUGCGGAUGAUUUGGCCUACAACGAAGACGUUGGCCCAGGGAUCGCACCUUCACUGAUAGCGGCCCUGCCCGAUUUAUCUCAACUAACUGAAAACAUCAAAACUGUUAAACAUUACCCCGUUCCACCACCACCUCCGCCGUUCAUUCCUGCUCCAGUCAUCUCAAUACCUCCUCCGCCCCCACCACCUUUAGCAACAAUUCCACUUCCUCCUCCUCCCCCUCCACCACCUGCAGUCAAUCUUCCUUUACCUCCACCACCACCUCCUCCUCCUUCUUUGCCAGCCGUUAAAGUAUCGCCAAGUGUUCCAGCUCCGAGCACCAAGCCCAGCGCUGCGCCGCUGGAUCGUUCUAACCUGAUGGCGGCCAUUCGGGAAGCGGGUGGAUUGAAUAAACUAAAAUCCUCUGCUCGUGUCAAGCACACGCAGGCCGUUAAAGAGCAACAGCAGAGUGGCAGUAGUAAAUCUUCGGCUUCAACAUCUCAUCAAGCUCCGGCGGGCGACUUGAUGGCCGAUCUCUUUAACAAGCUUUCCAUGAGGCGAAAGGGAAUUUCUGGUCAGAAUCAAGAGGUUGCCGGCCCGAUGGAAAGAAUUUCCGCCAUGAUUCCACCUCCUCCUCAUCCAGCAGGCGCCAACGUCUCCAGUUCAGAUGAUGUUGAAGAUUGGAAAUGAUAUAUAUUUUUUUUGUCGAUUGAAAUUACAAAGAAAUACAAUCGCGAGCCUCAGAAACAACAACACAAGAACGAAUAAGUAAAUAUAGAAAAUCGCAAAUUUCAA